CAAUGUGACCGCCACAACCGCCAUGUCACUGCUUUAAGCCUCUCAAACUAUCAAAUAUCCGGCCAAUUGGGUCCCGAAUUAGCCAACUUAACUCGUCUCGAAUCGAUUGAUCUUAGCUACAAUUCCUUCUCCGGCUCCAUUCCCUCCAAUUUGGACAAUUGCACUCUUCUUCAAGAACUUGAUCUCUCCAACAACUACUUUUCCGGCUCUAUCCCAGUUACUCUUGGGAAAUUGCAAACUUUAAACUUCCUGGCCCUGCAAUUCAACUCCCUAACAGGCUCGAUUCCAAUGGGUCUGUUUCGAAUUCCACAAUUAGAUGUUCUUUAUCUGAAUUCCAACCAACUUCAAGGUUCAAUCCCGGUAACAGUUGGGAAUGCUACCAUGUUGUCUUCAUUUUGGUUUUCGUGGCGAAAUUCCUACCGAUCUUAGCAACUGCAGAUCCCUGGUGAACCUAAGUCUGUUGGAGAAUCAACUUCAGGGGGAAAUUCCUAGUGGAUUCGGAAACCUGCAAAAUUUACGCAAUUUCUUCUUAUAUUCAAAUAGAUUAACAGGUCAAUUACCCACAAACUUCUGGAAGAUUCCCAGCCUUGAAAAUGUUCUAGUUUACAACAAUUACCUUUCAGGUGAGCUGCCUUCUGAGAUGUCUGAAUUGAAGCAAUUGAGAAACGUUUCUUUGUUUAAUAACGGGUUUUCUGGUGUCAUACCUUACGAAUUAGGAGUAAAUUCCAAUUUGACGCAGCUCGACUUUACUAAUAACUCAUUCACAGGUGAAAUUCCUCCAAAUCUUUGUUUGAACAAGCAGUUGAAGAGGUUGAAUAUGGGUUUUAACUUUCUUCAAGGCAGCAUACCUCCAGAUGUAGGACUCUGUUCUAGCCUGACCAGACUUAUACUCAAAGAAAACAACCUUUCUGGAGUUGUUCCAUUUUUCGUGGAAAACAAAAACCUUUUAUACAUGAAUCUUGGUGGUAAUAGCUUGUCGGGCAUGAUUCCUUCCAGCUUGGGGAACUUAUCUGGCAUUACAGAGAUUGAUUUUUCAAUGAACAAGUUGACGGGUGUUGUGUCAUCUGAAUUAUUUGGAAACAUGGUUAAUCUUGGAAGAUUGAAUAUUUCUUACAAUCGGUUGGAAGGUUUGUUGCCAUCUUAUCAACUGUCAAACUGUACUGAAUUGUUUGACCUUGAUUUGAGUUACAAUCUUUUCAAUGGCUCUAUACCCUCUUUUGCUUUUAGAAGCUUGAAGAAGUUGUCGACACUGAAUCUCAAUGGUAACAAACUAGUUGGAGGUCUUCCUGCUUUUUUGUUAUUUGAAAUUGAUUCCCUUUUAAAUCUGCAGUUGGGCGGGAAUAUGUUGGGUGGGAGCUUUCCUUCGUACGAAAUGGAAGCAACACAACAUCAUUUGAAAAGACUAAAUGUUAGCUGGAAUGGUAUGACAAGUGAGAUUAAGGAACUAGGAAGAUUGAGUGAAUUGGAGGAGUUGGACAUAUCUCACAACAGUUUGACAGGAACUUUGUCUUACAUUGGUGGAACCGGGCCCAAGUUAGUUAAACUGAAUGUUUCUUACAACCAUUUCAGUGGCCAGAUACCCGAAACAUUGUUGAAGGUUCCCAAUUCAUUCCCUUAUUCUUUUGUUGGGAAUUCAGGUCUUUGUUUGAUAUGUCUUCUUCCUACAAUCAACAACUCAAGUUGCCAUGAAAAUCCCAUAUUAAAGUCUUGCAGCCAGAAAACACCUUCUUCUUCUACUAAUAGUACUACUAAAAUUGCUUUGAUAGCUAUUGGAUCGUCAGUUGUUCUCAUCAUCAUCCUUGUAGGAUGUUUCAUGUGUUUCUUUCAGAGGAAGAGGAAGAACCGAGAUGAUAGUAACUUGGUAGAUGAAGAAGAGGGUGCAUCCUCUGAACUGAAUAGAAUAAUGUUAGCUACUGAGAAUCUGGAUGAUAAAUACUUGAUUGGAAAAGGCGCUCAUGGAAAGGUAUAUAAAGUUUCCCUCCCAAAUCCAGAUCAUGUUAAACAAGAGGGUGUGGUGCAUUAUGCUGCAAAGAAGCUGGUUUUUUCAGGAUCAAUAAGAAAAAGUAUGGUGAGGGAGAUCGAGACAGUUGGGAGGGUGAGGCAUAGAAACCUCGUGAAGUUGGAAAAUUUCUGGUUGAGAAAGGAAUACGGUUUGAUCUUAUACCAAUAUAUGGAAAACGGAAGCCUUCAUGAUGUGCUCCAAGAGAUAAGUCCACCUCGGAACUUGGAGUGGAAUGAACGUUAUAGAAUUGCAAUUGGAGUAGCUAAUGGAUUGUCGUAUCUUCACCACGAUUGUGAUCCUCCGAUAGUGCAUAGGGAUAUCAAACCAAUGAAUAUAUUGUUGGAUUUGGACAUGGAGCCUCAUAUAUCUGAUUUUGGCAUAGCCAAGCUUCUUCUUCUUGAUCAUGAUCAAUCCACAGCCCCAAUUCAAUCCAAUGCAGUUCUAAGCACAAUUGGCUAUAUAGCACCAGAAAAUGCAUUUAGCAUCAACAACUUUAGCACAAAAUCAGAUGUGUAUAGUUUUGGAGUGGUCUUAUUGGAGUUGAUAACAAGAAAGAAGCUUCAUGGUAUUUCCCAUCAUUUUGCAAGUUGUGUGGGGCGUCAUCACGACUGUUGCAGACGGUUGGGCGGUGUGGAGGAAAGCUCCUUUCCACAAUCGCGGCAACGUGACUUUGGGCCUCAUUAUUGAUUGGGGGACAUUACUGUUAUCGCUCGCAGCGGCUGCCAUAUCGUCCGACAUGCUGGACCUUUACAUCCAUGACCGCGGUAAUAAGAAGGAGGAUGUAAGGAUGUUCCAGGCCUACAUUGUCUUGACGUUUUUGGCAUGGAUUCCGAC
Molecule: messenger RNA, 2836 nt
Organism: Impatiens glandulifera
Lineage: Eukaryota; Viridiplantae; Streptophyta; Magnoliopsida; Ericales; Balsaminaceae
Product: receptor-like protein kinase
Exons: 5
Coding region: 374-2689 (771 amino acids)
Biological process (GO): protein phosphorylation; hormone-mediated signaling pathway
Cellular component (GO): plasma membrane
Molecular function (GO): ATP binding; protein kinase activity; receptor serine/threonine kinase binding
Source: RefSeq, a predicted model, not a curated record